UAAAUCUUGUUUUUGGUUCACUUUAGGCUGAUCCUGAUUUGACCUGAUAGAGUUCUGUCUGACAGCUGGAUCAUGUUCUCCAGUGUCUGUGACAAACCUCAUUAAUGUUCAGGAACUAGUCCCUGCAGCCUGGUUUCCAAAACUGAUGGACAGACUUCCCUGAGGAAAGGAGCUGUUUUAGUUCUGGAUUAAAGCCCGCAGUGAGGCAAGCAGAUGCAGAGUGACGCUGUGAGUCCGCACACAUGAGAAAUUCAAGUGUGUUGUCUUCUUUUCUUCCUCCCACUCACUCUCGUUUUCUCUUCCUCUUCCUCUUUUGUCUUCCAUCUCUUCCACUCUCUUUUUCUUCCUCUCUAUCUUCCUGUCAAUCCCGCGGUACCUCUCUCAUCCCUCCCCCUUCUGUGGGAAGCUGCCUUUGUGCGCAUGUCGUCGAUGAGUCAAUUUGUGGAGGCAGUGCGUGCACGCAAAACCACACAUACACACUCAUGCACAUCUCCCACAAAGGCAUCUGCUUCAGUCUGUCUCUUUGUGAGAUGCAGCACCAACAGAAGGGGGUGGGGGUGGGGGGCAGCAGAGGCAGGGAGGGGUAAGAAAGGAUAGAGAGGAAGGACUGGAACAAAAAUAAUUGAGUGACCACAGCAGAGGCGAGGAGAAAGACCGGCUCCAGAAAGAAGAGCGAAUCAGAGGAAGAGAUGAUGCUGCUGCAGCCGAGUCCCCCAUCCUGACUUCUGAGGAGUUUGGUUGCUGAGAUGCUGAUUUCUUCCAUCUGAGUCUGAGCAUCUCCACUUUGAGAAAGUGUGUGUUGGUACGUGAACGAAGCCAUGGCGAGCGCUCAGCCAGGGGUCCACGCACUGAAACUCCAGCCUCCUUCCGUCUCUCACACUCUAAGGAACGGGAGCAACUUCAUCAAAUGGGAUGAGGAUCUGUCCACUGUCACACCUGUUACUCUUCAUGUGGAUCCUCAUGGGUUUUACCUCUACUGGACUGACCAGAACAAGGACACAGAGUUGUUGGAUUUGACUGUCGUGAAGGAUGUCCGAACAGGAAGAAGCACCAAAACAGCAAAGGAAGCCAAGCUGCGCGAGUUGCUGGAUGUGGGAAACCUGGUGGGUCGGCUGGAGAAUCGCAUGGUCACCGUGGUUACAGCCUCAGACCUUGUCAACGUUAACCAGCUUAUCUUCAUCGCUUCACAGGAGGAUGAAGCAAAGGUUUGGUGUGAGGAGCUCUUUUCUCUGUCUUCAAACCUUUUGAGUCACAACCUGAACAGAGAUCAAAGUCUGCUGAAAGCGUAUGUCCGCUUAACACUUCAGCUGAACACAGAAGGAAGAAUUCCUGUGAAAAACAUUGUCCGGCUCUUUUCAUUGGACAGAAAAAGAGUGGAGACCACGCUGGACAGUUGCAGACUGCCGUAUGGACGGGGUGACAGCAUCAAACUGGAGGACUUUACUCUUGAAGUUUACAGGAGCUUCCUGGACAGUUUGUGUCCUCGUCCCGAGCUCGGAAACAUCUUCAAGCUGCAAGGAGGCGACGGUGGGACACUGUCCAUCGACCAGAUGACAGAGUUCAUCAACAACAAGCAGAGAGACCCACGGCUCAAUGAAAUCCUGUACCCCCCUCUUCGACCUGCUCAGACUCUAUCUCUGAUGGAAAGACACCAGCAUGACCAGCCACAGUUGAAGCAAGGGUCGAUCUCUCUGCAAGCGUUCUCCACAUACCUGUCCAGUGAUGAGAAUGGAGUGAUCCCACCUGAGAAACUGGACCAGUCUGAAGACAUGAGCUUCCCCAUGUCCCACUAUUUCAUCAACUCCUCCCAUAACACGUAUCUGACAGCGGGCCAGCUGGCAGGAAGCUCUUCAGUGGAGAUGUACCGUCAGGUUCUGCUGGCAGGCUGUCGCUGUGUGGAGUUAGACGUGUGGAAAGGACGAACUGCAGAGGAGGAGCCCGUCAUAACACAUGGCUUCACUAUGACGUCUGAAAUCUCAUUUAAGGAGGUGAUUGAAGCGAUCGCAGAGUGCGCCUUCAAGACGUCACCUUUCCCGGUCAUCCUUUCCUUUGAAAAUCAUGUAGACUCCUUGAAGCAGCAGGCUAAAAUGGCUGAGUAUUGCCGGUCCAUUUUUGGAGACGCUCUGCUGAUUGAUCCUCUGGACAAAUACCCUCUGGAAGCCGGGGUCGCGCUGCCCAGUCCUUCGGAGCUGAUGGGAAAAAUUCUCAUUAAGAACAAGAAAUCUCACAAACCCUGCAGCAGCACAGACACCAAGAGACCAAUCGACCAACCUGCCAGUCAAAGUAACGAACCGCUGUCUCCUAGCAACAACACAGGAGACAUUGAGGCUGAGAGUGAAGAAGAAGAUGAUGAUGACGAUGAUGAUGGUAAAAAGGGCUCGGCGGAGCGGGAGGCCGUGGCAACCGAAGAAAUGUCCACCCUGGUGAACUACGUCCAGCCAACCAAGUUCAACUCUUUUGAGGCAUCAAAGAAGGCUGCCCGCUGUUACCACAUGUCGUCUUUUGUGGAGACCAAAGCUUUGGAGCACCUCACAAAGUCACCAGUGGAGUUUGUGGAAUAUAACAAAUCCCAGCUGAGCCGUAUUUACCCAAAAGGAACCAGAGUGGAUUCAUCAAAUUUCAUGCCUCAGCUUUUCUGGAACGCUGGAUGUCAGCUGGUGGCUCUCAACUACCAGACUAUUGAUCUGUCCAUGCAGCUUAACCUGUUCAUGUUUGAGUACAACGGCCGGAGCGGCUACAGGCUGAAACCGGAGUUCAUGAGGCGUCCAGACAAACACUUUGACCCUUUUACUGAGAACACCGUUGACGGCAUCGUGGCAAACACUUUGUCUGUGAAGGUCAUUUCAGGGCAGUUUCUGACUGAGCGCAGAGUAGGGGUGUAUGUGGAAGUGGAGAUGUUUGGACUUCCUGCAGAUACCAGAAGAAAAGCUUUGAAGACGAAAACCUCUCAGAACAACAAUGCCGUCAACCCAGUGUGGGACGAGGAGCCGAUUGUCUUCAAGAAGGUGAUCCUGCCCACUCUUGCAUCACUGAGAAUCGCUGCUUUUGAGGAAGGAGGGAAGUUCAUUGGUCAUCGAAUUAUUCCGGUGACUGCCAUCAGACCAGGGUACCGUUACAUCGGCCUAAGGAAUGAGAAGAACCAGUCGCUGAUGCUGCCGGCCGUGUUCGUCUACAUUGAGGUCAAAGAUUAUGUCCCUGACACUUUUGCAGACGUGAUUGAAGCACUCUCAAACCCGAUCCGAUAUGUCAACCUGCUGGAGCAGAGAUCCAAACAGCUGGCAGCUUUGACUCUGGAGGAUGGCGAGGAGGAGGCACAGACAGAGGAUGAGGCUGACAGCACUACAGAGAGAAGAGCUGACCUCAAAACUGCCCCGGUGGAAAAUGGCCUCAGCCCCACCUCGAGCCAGGCAGGCCACACCCCUGCUGCUACGACUCCCAAAGCCUCCUCAGCCAAUCAGCAAGCAGCUGCUGCAGAUCCAGCAAAAGUUCCAGUGAAGACAGAGGACCUGGUUUUGAGUGUUUUGAUAGAUGUUCCUCCGUGCUUACUGGAACAUCUGCAGCAGUCCAAGCUUUACUCAAAGGAGCAGAGGCGUCAGUUCAAGGAGCUGAAGGAGCUGACCAGAAGACACCAGAAGAAAACGUCUGAGCUCCUCAGAGAGUUCAACAACAAGUACAAGAAGAUGGCCCGGCAGUGCAGCAAGAGCCGAUCUUCGUGCUCAGAAAGUGAGAAGGACGAGCAGCUGCAGCAGCUAAGAGAGGAUCAGCAGCAGCAGCUCCUGGCUCUGCGGCAGGAGCAGUUCUACAGCCAGAAGUAUCUGCAGAGGGAGCACAUUAAAACGCUGACAGAACGUCUAAGCAGCCUGGCUGAGGAGAGCCACACAGCGCAGAUGAAGAAACUCAAGGACAUCUGCGACAAAGAGAAAAAGGAGCUAAAGAGGCAAAUGGAUCGAAAGAGAACGGAGAAGAUCAACCAGGCCAAGACCAAAGAGAAGCAUCUGGCAGAGGAAGAAAAGAUUGAGAUCAACAAGUCUUACGUCAACGAAGUGGUCCAGAACAUCAAACGAUUGGAGGAGACUCAAGCCAAGCGCCACGAUCAGCUGGUGGAGCAGCACAACCAGCUCCUGCAGGAGAUCCAGGACCAGAAAGUCAAGCUUCAGGCAGCCAUUGAGGCGGAGUUUCAGGAGAAGUUCCAGCGUUUGCCGGGAGAGAUUCAAGACUUCCUGCAGGACAGGAAGAUGGAUGGCAGAAGCAGCAGCAAAUCCCGCCCCUCCACCCCACACGAAACCCUGUCGGAGGCUGACUGAGGGGGAAAAUCCAGAUUAUUAAGACUGUUACUUUAUGGAAGAAUGUUUUCACUGCUUAUUUCCUUUCUGAUUUGAGCAUGCACUUGGUUGUAACCAGAGGUCAUCUUUUAUGUUGAUGGAGACUUAGCAGUUUGAUGUGCAUGACAUCUAUAAGCCUAUUUAUCAUUUUAUCUAUUUAUAUUUUGAUCUAUUCAUCUUUAACAUUAUACGUGAGGAGAGAACAUGCAUGCCAGUCCUCACUGCUCCAAGACCCCAGUGCUCUGUUGUUUUGACAUGUUUAAUCUCAGAUCUGUAAACUCCUCCUCACACACACACAACAUAGACACACACCAGCUGUUGGUGGGGAAAUGAAACUCAUCAGAAAAUUCUCUUAGAUUCAAACAUUCCUAAAGUCGAGUCAUUCUACGGGGUCAAAUCAGGAUCAGCUUAAAAUGAAUGAAAAACAAUCACUGUGAGUUUGGAAAAUAAAACUGAAAAUUUAAAAGCAGUUUGUUUUAAACUGGAAAUAAAUAUUAAAACUUGAAGGAAUU
Messenger RNA from Oryzias melastigma (Indian medaka), 4834 nucleotides. RefSeq names its product 1-phosphatidylinositol 4,5-bisphosphate phosphodiesterase beta-1. Gene Ontology annotation, cellular component: nuclear speck; cytoplasm. The coding region runs from base 819 to 4304 and encodes 1161 amino acids. Gene Ontology annotation, biological process: lipid catabolic process; phosphatidylinositol-mediated signaling; memory. The record is from RefSeq and is a predicted model, not a curated record. Gene Ontology annotation, molecular function: calmodulin binding; phosphatidylinositol-4,5-bisphosphate phospholipase C activity; calcium ion binding. Lineage: Eukaryota; Metazoa; Chordata; Actinopteri; Beloniformes; Adrianichthyidae. The transcript is spliced from 32 exons.